This is a messenger RNA of Oncorhynchus keta (chum salmon), 4550 nucleotides long. RefSeq names its product mucin-17-like. Gene Ontology annotation, molecular function: protein binding. Gene Ontology annotation, biological process: leukocyte tethering or rolling; hemopoiesis. Bases 463 to 3132 code for a protein of 889 amino acids. The transcript is spliced from 10 exons. The record is from RefSeq and is a predicted model, not a curated record. Gene Ontology annotation, cellular component: plasma membrane; cytoplasm. Lineage: Eukaryota; Metazoa; Chordata; Actinopteri; Salmoniformes; Salmonidae.
AGAACAACGCCAAGGGGGUGAAUACUUUUGCAAGGCACUGUACAUGAACCAUUCACUCACACAUGACAGAGGGAGUUUGACAUUUUGCGAGACACCUGAUCUUCUUCGCGUCAUAGCGCGACAAAUGUUCUUUGCAGCAGCCCAUUGACGUCACCAAAACAUCCCCUAAAGCCGCGAAUAGAGAAACGAGCUGCUGGAGAGGUAAACAGAUUCCGCUGUCAUUCAUUCAAACAACGCUAGCUGAUAUGAUGGAUAUUCUUAGCUCCUCUGUGUGGAAAAUGUUGUGACAGGAUACAUCACCGCUAGUCAUACUCUGUCUUUCGAGAAUGUUCGUUGUUUACGGUCUCAGUUUUUCACAUGCCAGUAAUCCGGUUAGAAGAGAUGUAUUUUUAGAGCUGUCCACGGCUGCUAGACAACUAGCCUAGCUCGUUGCGCCGUAGGAGAUCGGCCGACCUUGACCAGAUGGACAUCACGAGGCUCGCUGUGGACGCGGGCGCGUUUAUCAACCGAGCUGUUCAGUAUACGGAGGAAGCUCUGGGACAGGCUGAGAAGACAGAGUUGGACAGCCGGUUGGUGAGUCUCCUGGACAGAGCAGACUCCACUAAGACCUGGACUGACAAAAUCAUCUCACAGACUGAGACUUUAUUGCAGCCUAACCCUGGAGCUCGUUUAGAGGACUUGUUGUAUAAGGGUCUGGAUUGGAGCGCCCCUGAGAGGCCAACCCCCCACGAGCUGCUGAGUGAAAACAUGAUGGACGCUGCUCUGGAACUGGGGAGACACACACCCUACGGUAGUACUCUGAUUAAGUGUGGGGAGUUGGAGAGGCAGAUCGGGGUGGCAAACAAGAAGCUGAUCCAGAGUACAGACAUCAACUUCCUGUCUCCUCUACGGAGGUUUACUGACCAGGAAUACACCGUCAUACAGAAUGAGCGCAGACAGCUGGUGAAUAAGCGGUUAGAUCUGGACAUUGCGAAGGCCAGACUGAGAAAGGCACAGGAAGCAGACAGCGAGGCCCGGGGUCUAAAUGCUAACCCAUUAGGAGAGGAGUAUGUAGCUCAUGUCUCCUACAUGUUCAGCUUCCUACGAGUCAGAUGGCUGAAGAUGUGGGCCCAGGAAGUCUCUCAGGCAGAGAUGGAGCUGAGGAUCUCUCAGUGUGUGUUUGACCGACAGUCAGAGAUCACCAGACUACUGCUGGAGGGAAUCAACACUACACAUGCUGCCCAUUUGAGAAGCCUGUCUGACUUUGUAGAAGCCCAGGGUAGCUACUACGCUCAGUGUUACCAGCUCACACAGGACCUACACACCCAACUGGCCUGCACUCCCCCUCUGAUCUGCUACAAUAACAACGGGCACUUAGAAACUAACCAACCCUCAACAGGUAACCUGCCCUUAGCAACUAUUCAGCCCCUAGCAACCAGUGACUCUGCAACAACCAACCAGGCAACUAGCCAACCCCUAUCAACCAACCAGGCAAACAGCCAACCCUUAGCAACCAACCAGACAGCAAAUGAGUCCUCAAAAACCAACAAGUCCUCGACAACCAAUAAGUCCUUGACAAACAACCAGACAAGCAGACAACUCUUAGCAACCACUGGAUCCUCUACAAGCAACCAGGCUUUGUCAAUCAUCCAGACAAACAGCCAAGCCCUACAAACCAACCAGGCAACCAGCCAACCCCUACAAACCAACCAGGCAACCAGCCAACCCCUACAAACCAACCAGGCAACCAGCCAACCCCUACAAACCAACCAGGCAAUCCGCCAACCCCUACAAACCAACCAGGCAACCAGCCAACCCCUACAAACCAACCAGGCAACCAGCCAACCUCUGCAAACCAACCAGGCAACCAGCCAACCCCGGCAAACCAACCAGGCAACCAGCCAACCUCUAGGAACCAACCAGGCAACCAGCCAACCUCUACAAACCAACCAGGAAACCAGACAACCCCUACAAACCAACCAGGCAACAAACCAACCUCUAGGAACCAACCAGGCAACCAGCCAACCUCUACAAACCAACCCGGCAACCAGCCAACCUCUAAGAACCAACCAGGCAACCAGCCAACCCCGACAAACCAACCAGGCAACCAGCCAACCCCUACAAACCAACCAGGCAACCAGCCAACCUCUAGGAACCAACCAGGCAACCAGCCUACCUCUACAAACCAACCAGGCAACCAGACAACCCCUACAAACCAACCCGGCAACCAGACAACCUCUAGGAACCAACCAGGCAACCAGCCAAUCCCUACAAACCAUCCAGGCAACCAAUGAGUCCCCUACAACCAAUGUGUUCUCAACAACUAAUGAGUCCUCGACCACCAACCAGGUAACUAACCAGCCCUCGACAUCCAAUCAGGUAACAAACCAAUCUCUAGCAACCUACCGGACAAACAGCCAGCCCUUAGCAACCAAUGAGUCGUCGACAAACAACGAGAAUUCGACAAACAACCGGGCAACCAGCCAGCCCUUGAAAACCAACCAGGCAACCAGACAGCCCCUACAAACCAACCAGGCAACCAAUGAGUCCCCAACAACCAAUGUAUCCUCAUCAACCAACCAGGCAACAAACCAACCCUUGAAAACCAACCAGGAACUUAUCGAACCCUUAGCAACCAAUGAGUCAUCAACCACCAACCAACCCAUACAAACCAACCCAGCAACCAGACAACCUCUAGGAACCAACCAGGCUACCAGCCAAUCCCUACAAACCAUCCAGGCAACCAAUGAGUCCCCAACAACCAAUGUGUUCUCAACAACUAAUGAGUCCUCGACCACCAACCAGGUAACUAACCAGCCCUCGACAUCCAAUCAGGUAACCAACCAAUCUCUAGCAACCUACCGGACAAUCAGCCAGCCCUUAGCAACCAAUGAGUCGUCGACAAACAACGAGAACUCGACAAACAACCGGGCAACCAGCCAGCCCUUGAAAACCAACCAGGCAACCAGACAACCCCUACAAACCAACCAGGCAACCAAUGAGUCCCCAACAACCAAUGUAUCCUCAUCAACCAACCAGGCAACAAACCAACCCUUGAAAACCAAACAGGAACUCAUCGAACCCUUAGCAACCAAUGAGUCAUCAACCACCAACCAACCCAUACAAACCAACCAGGCAACAGACAGCCCUUGACAAGCAACCAGGAAACUGGUGCACUUAUGUGGCUAUAUUGAAGCAACAUCUCAAGACAUCAGUCAGGAUGUUAAAGCUUGGUCGCAAAUGGGUCUUCCAAAUGGACAAUGACCCCAAGCAUACGUCCAAGGUUAUAGCAAAAUGGCUUAAGGACAACAAAGUCAAGGUGUUGGAGUGGCCAUCACAAAGCCCUGACCUCAAUCCUAUAAAAUUUGUGGGCAGAACUGAAAAAGCAUGUGCGAACAAGGAGGCCUACAAACCUGACUUAGUUACACCAUCUCUGUCAGGGGGAAUGGGCCAAAAUUCACCCAACUUAUUGUGGGAAGCUUGUGGAAGGCUACCUGAAAUGUUUGACCCAAGUUAAACCAUUUAAAGGCAAUGCUACCAAAUAUUAAUGUAAACUUCUGACCCACUGGAAAUCAUUUUUAAAAGCUGAAACUAAUCAGCUACUAUUAUUCUGACAUUUCACAUUCUUAAAAUAAAGUGGUGAUCCUAACUGACCUAAGACAGGGAUUUUUUACUAGGAUUAAAUGUCAGGAAUGGUGAAAAACUGAGUUUAAAAGUAUUUGGCUGUGUAUGUAAACUAAAUGUGUAUGUAAACUUCCGACUUCAACUGUAUCUAUUGGAGCAUCCAUGUACUCUUUAAGUGAGUUAUGUAUCCAGGCCUAAAUGUAUGUAUAUGGUGGUGAUCUAUGUGGAGGUUAUCUAGAUGUAUAUGCAUGUAGGUUACUGUAUAUGGUGGUGAUCUAUGUGGAGGUUAUCUAGAUGUAUAUGCAUGUAGGUUACUGUUUAUGGUGGUGAUCUAUGUGGAGGUUAUCUAGAUGUAUAUGCAUGUAGGUUACUGUAUAUGCUGGUAUAGAUCUAUAUGGUUGGUAUAUGUCUAUUUGGAGACUUAGAAAUGGAGUAACACUGACAGCAGUGUUUACAUUAUGCAUUGUGUCGUCUGAAAACAGUUUGUGUGAUCAAGAGAGAUGACAUUUUGUUGCAUAUGGAAUACGUGUGUGUGUGUGUGUGACCCUUCACCUCUAUAGGGUGAGGUCAUUUUCCAUACGGCAACAUGUCGCGCUUAUUCCAUAGUAUUAAACACACACACUUACAGCCUUGAAUAUAGUCCCACCAGGCUAAACCGUGUAAAUGUUUCCGUCUACAGAUGUUUUCAAUUGACCCUGCCUGAGAGGGCAGCUAUACGCACACACGCACACACGCACGACAGCUCCGCCUCAAUCUGCUGGUGCUGAGGUCUACGUGGUUACUCUGGGUUACUGGGACACAGAACACACACACAUUAACUAUUGAGGUUUGACUUCCAUGUCUCUGAACCUGUCAGAGUUGUUUCAGUGACAUUAUGUUUUAUUAUCAACUCUGACCAUAUUAGAUCAUCUGGAAUGAUUUAGAAUCAUAUUAAACUGAUAAUGAGG